Messenger RNA from Delphinapterus leucas (beluga whale), 1192 nucleotides. The record is from RefSeq and is a predicted model, not a curated record. Lineage: Eukaryota; Metazoa; Chordata; Mammalia; Artiodactyla; Monodontidae.
GGUGAAAAGCAAACCAUGCAGAACCUCAGUGACUGGCUGGCCAGUUACCUAGACAAAGCCCUGGAGGAGGCUGAUCUGGAGAACAAAAUCAAGGAGUGGUAUGACAAAUUUGGGCCAGGGUCUGGAGUUGGUGGAGCUGGAAGAGAUUACAGCAAAUACUAUCCAAUCAUUGAAGAUCUUAGGAAUCAGAUCCUUACUGCCACUAUUGAAAAUGCUGGGAUUGUUCUGCAAAUUGACAAUGCCAGACUGACUGCUGAUGACUUCAGACUGAAAUACAAGAACGAGCUGCAUCUCCGGCAGACCGUGGAAGCUGACAUCAAUGGCCUGCAGAAAGUGCUGGAUGACCUGACCGUGACUCGCUCUGACUUGGAGAUGCAGAUUGAGAGCCUCACAGAGGAGCUGGCCUACCUGAAGAAGAACCACCAGGAGGAAAUGAAGAGUAUGCAACGAAGCUCCGGAGGGGAUGUGACCGUAGAACUGAACCCAGGGACGGACCUGACUAAGUUACUGAAUGACGUGAGGGCACAGUAUGAGGACCUGGCUGAGCAGAACCACUGCGAGGCUGAAGAGCAGUUCAACGAGCAGAGCGCAUCUCUGCAAGCACAGAUCUCUACCGAUGCUGAUGCCAGGCCAGCCAGUUCCACCAAGAAUGAGAUCACAGAACUGAAACGCACUCUGCAAGCCCUGGAAAUUGAGCUGCAGUCCCAACUGGCCAUGAAAAGCUCCCUGGAAGGAACCUUGGCUGACACGGAGGCUGGCUACAUGGCACAGCUGUCACAAAUUCAAAUGCAGAUCAGCGGCCUGGAGGAGCAGAUCUGCCAGAUCUGGGGUGAGACUGAACGCCAGAACACAGAGUAUGAGCAGCUGCUGGACAUCAAGACCUGCCUGGAGUUGGAGAUUGAUCCCUACCACUGCCUGCUUGAUGGAGAAGGAGGGCAAAUGAAAAAACUCGGGAUCAGAAACACGGGGUCCAGAAACACCGGAUCCAGGGAUUCAUCCAUGUCUAGUGACUCAAGAUCUGGAAGCUGUUCUGUCCAAGGAAGAGAUCCAAGCUAGACUAGAGUGACUAAGACCAUCGUAGAGGCGGUGGUGGAUGGCAAAGUUGUCUCAUCUCAAGUCAGCAACCUUUCUGAGGUGAAGCUUAAAUAGGCAAUUUCCAGAUCAACAAGAGUGUCCUUCAGAGAAAACAAUC